Benincasa hispida (wax gourd) is the source of this 1024-nucleotide messenger RNA. RefSeq lists its product as uncharacterized. Lineage: Eukaryota; Viridiplantae; Streptophyta; Magnoliopsida; Cucurbitales; Cucurbitaceae. The record is from RefSeq and is a predicted model, not a curated record.
CCGUCAGUAUCGCUGCCGGCUGCCUCUGCCCAAUCUGAUCUAAAGCUUCUGCAGAUCAUCCUUCUCCAUCUCCGGCCAACACACGACCUCGCCGGAAUAAACCCGUCCUCGUUAACUUCACCCUUAAAACAUCCCUCUUUAAACCAUUCAUCUUGCCCACAAACAAUUUCCUCCUCCACUAAACCGGCACAGAAGACGCAAAUUGUUUCGUUCUCAGGAAAGGGGGAAUGUCCGGCGCCGACCAAACUCAACCCUCCGGCCUUCCUCCACCGGUCAAAAGUCCUAACUCUGAAUGCUGAAGCCUUUAGGAAAGAAUUGUAUUACCAAUCCAGUUGCGAUAGAAAACUGGGAGACAUGGAAGGAGUAGAGAAUAUAACACCAGAGAAGCAGAAUAACUCCAUGGGAUCGAGGAGGCGGUUGUCCUGCACCACCUGCUUUGAUGCACUGUGGUUCUGCUAUUCUCCAGUUCAUCAGAUGCAGCAAUAUUACAGGCUUGGGGUUUUUGAUAACUGUUCUGACAAAUGGACAGCUCUUGUUGACUGUUUAAAUCUAAAGACAAAAAGAACUUCCGAGGUUCAGGAAAUUCUUGAAAGUCGAGAGAAAGCCAAAUCUCACAUCUGGACAUUUCGAACCCCAGAAGAAGCAUCAUCACAUUGGAAAGAACUAUUUGGACAUUUAGAAGAAAUGGAAUGAGAAAUGAUUGCUUCGAACUAUUUGCCUUGGUACUGGAUCCUCCCUCGAAUUGCUUCGAACUAAAUGGCCUUUUCUCGCACGGCUGCCCUCCUCAUGAGUUAUAUUCUGUAAGACUAGUUUUGGUAAUAAAAAUUAUUAUUAUUAUAUAUUUUUUUAAUUCAUUUUGGUAGAUAAAUUAUGUUAUGAAUCAUGUAUGAAUCAUUUUGGUAGAUAAAUUUUGAGAACUCAAUGUUAGAUUUGCUUGAGUUUUCAAAAUAAUUAUUUGUAGCAGAACAUUGAUUUAAAUAAGCUUGUGGUUCAUGAUGUUUGCAUUGAGAAGUAGUUUCCCAAA